GCGGCGGCGCCACGGUUGGCUGCAGCCGCCGCUCGUCGGCCAGCGGAGCCCGCCUCCAGGCCCCGCGGCGGUCCGGGAGGGGGGGGGACGCGCGACGCCGGCCGCGGGCGGCCCGGGGCGGGCGGGGAGGGCUCGGCUGCGGCACUCAGUGUCCCCGCGGGACAGCCACACGUCAUGGUGGACUACUACGAAGCGCUGGGGGUGAGCCGCAAUGCCACCGCCGACGACAUCAAGAAAGCGUACAGGAAGGCCGCGCUGAAAUGGCACCCGGAUAAAAACCCAGACAACAAGGAGUACGCCGAGCAAAGGUUCAAGGAGAUCGCCGAGGCGUACGAAGUGCUGUCGGACAAGCAGAAGCGCGAUGUCUAUGACCGUUACGGCAAGGACGGACUCAUGGGGGCAGGACCAGGGGGCUCCAGGGCCGAUGCCGGGGCCCCCGAAUUCACCUUCACCUUCCGCAGUGCUCACGACGUCUUCCGGGAGUUCUUCGGCGGGCGAGACCCCUUCGCUGACUUCUUUGAUGAGAUGCUGCCCUUCUCCGAGCUGCGAGGACCUGGUCCCCGGCACCACGGGGGAGGCCACUUCUUUUCCUCCUUCCCAGGAUCCUCAGAUUUCUUCGCCUCGUCGUUCAGCUCCGGCGCCGACGCAGGGCUGGGCUUCCGCUCCGUCUCCACCUCUACCACCUUCGUUAAUGGCAGGCGCAUCACCACCAAGCGGAUUAUCGAGAACGGGCGGGAGCGGGUGGAAGUGGAGGAGGACGGGGAGCUGAAGUCAAUCCACAUCGAUGGCGUCCCUGACGACAUGGCGCUGGGGCUGGAGCUGAGCCGGCGGGAGCAGCAAGCCUUCCCCAGCCCACGGCCCCCCUCACCCCCACCGCCCGCCCCGCACCGGCCCCCGAGCUCCUCGCCCGUCUGCCUCUACACGGACAGCGAGGACGAGGACGAGGACUUGCAGCUGGCCAUGGCCUACAGCCUCUCCGAGAUGGAGGCUGCGGGGCACCACCAAGCAGGUGGGCAUGGCCCCGGCGCCCUGCCGGUGCCGGGGGGCAGCCCUGGCACCCCGUCCUCUGCCCGCAGAGCCCAUGGUCCCCGGGGGGGCCCAGAGCGGGAACCGCCGGGGGCCGGCAGCCCCGCCACAGUGGGGCACGAACCUGUCCCCAAAGCGAAGCAGUGGCACUGCCCCCUGCUCUGAGCGUGGGGCUGGGGUUGUGCCCCCCCACCGAGGGACAGGGAGAGGAAAGGAGGGGUGGGGUCUCGCUGCCUGGGGCUCGGCUCCUGCCUCCCCCAGCAAGGGAGGGGGUCUUUCCUGCCCUGCCUCCUUGCUGCUGCUCAGGUGGGUGGGUGGCUGGUGGCACCCCGGGGUGGGGGGCUGCCAGAGUUGGGGGUUGUGGCUGGAAGAGGGGCCCUUGGUGGGGUCCCGGGAAGAGGGGCAGUUCCCUGCCCUGGCUGCUGGAAGCAUGGGGUGCCCGCGGGCAGGCAUGCCCCAGCUCUGCCUGCUCCUGUCUCCCUGCCUGCCCUGCAGAUGGGCAGGGGCUCCAGCUGGUGCCUCCCUGGCUGCUGCCUGCCCCUGCCCAGGCUGGGGAGUACUGGGUUGGGCUCUCCCUCUUUGCAAGGAGGUGUGUGCACGUGGGCUCUGCUUGGUGCUUUGUGUCUGUCUCUCCCCUCUGGAUGCUGUCGCUCCUGCCUGUACCCCUUCCUCCUCCUCUGUCCUCCCCAUCGCAGACCCUGCCUGGUCACCCCCCUUCCCUAUGCCUUGCACACCCUGCAGGGCACUGUCACCCCCCCCCCCCCCAGCCUUGGCCUGGGGGUACUAUCCCUCCCUGCUUCCCGCAGCAGCAGUGACCCUCAGUGAUGCUCAGAGGCAUUCCCACCCUCACCAUUGCCCGUGGUCCUGCCUUGGCUCUCCUCCUCCUCCUGUGACCUUCCUCCCUCCCUCCCUGCCCCUCCCCAGCCCUGGGCCGAGGAGGGUUUCACGGGUGCUGUUGUGUCCCCCCCUCCGCUUGUCU
Messenger RNA from Harpia harpyja (harpy eagle), 2005 nucleotides. RefSeq names its product DnaJ heat shock protein family (Hsp40) member B2 (gene DNAJB2). The transcript has 9 exons. Gene Ontology annotation, cellular component: cytosol; endoplasmic reticulum membrane. Lineage: Eukaryota; Metazoa; Chordata; Aves; Accipitriformes; Accipitridae. Gene Ontology annotation, molecular function: Hsp70 protein binding; ATPase activator activity. Gene Ontology annotation, biological process: protein refolding; positive regulation of proteasomal ubiquitin-dependent protein catabolic process. The record is from RefSeq and is a predicted model, not a curated record. The coding region runs from base 175 to 1191 and encodes 338 amino acids.